AUGUCUGGCUUAGACUUGGGCUUUGCUUCUCACUUUGUUAACCACCUGCAGCGGCGGCUGGAUGCCGACGAAGGUUACGGCCAGUUCCACGACGGUGAUGAAGACCACAACAACGCUCAACAACCCAACUCCGGCGGAGAUAUUAUGGGCCGCCGCCCGAGAGGCCGACCGCCCGGUUCGAAAAAUAAACCGAAGCCACCGGUUAUUAUUACCAGAGAAAGCGUUAACACCCUUCAAGCCCACGUCUUGGAAGUCAACACUGGUUGCAAUGUGUUUGACUCGAUCGCCACGUAUGCUCGGAAAUGCCAACGUGGCAUCUGUAUCCUGAGCGGUACUGGCACCGUCACUAAUGUUAACUUGCGGCAACCUGCGACCGGUAGCGCCGUUAUCACACUCUAUGACAGGUAUUCACAAUUAUCUUUGUGGGGUUUGUUUUUGCCGCCGCCUGCUCUGCCGGGGGUGACGAGUUUGAGUAUCUUUCUCGCCGGAGGGCAAGGGCAGGUUAUCGGAGGGAAGGUUGUUGGCUCUCUGAUUGCGUACGGACCGGUAAUUGUCAUCGCUUCGUCGUUUACCAAUGUUAGUUAUGAGAGGCUGCCGUUGGACGACGGUGGAGGUGGCGGCGGCGGCGGCGGCAGGGACCCGUCAGGUGGGUCAGUUCUUGAAUAUGCCGUUGAACAUGUCGGGGAAUGA
This is a messenger RNA of Cucurbita pepo subsp. pepo (vegetable marrow), 690 nucleotides long. The record is from RefSeq and is a predicted model, not a curated record. NCBI's taxonomy places the organism in Eukaryota, Viridiplantae, Streptophyta, Magnoliopsida, Cucurbitales, Cucurbitaceae.